AUGGAGCAUCAGCAGCAUUUUUGCGAGUUGCUUCGGUGCGCUGCGAACCUUCACGAAAACAUUAGCGACGCGAUCGAAAGGAGCUUACAGAGCGAUUUCAUUCUAGCGACGUCGGCGUCGGUUCCCUUAACUGCGCGAUCAUGGUCAAGCCAGCAAGACCCGACGUCGAGCACCAUACAUCUUGAUUCAAAUCAACCUGCACGUGAAAACAUGAAACUAGCACAAACCCGAGAACAUGGCAACAUUGUCAGCUCGAGCCCGCUUAUUCUGUCGCCGAAGUUUCCUCUUGAUCUGUCCACAUCGUCUUCUCACAACUCAUCCUCCAAGCAGACCGGCUCAGAGGCUCCUUCCUCUCUGUCGGAGCGAGGUCAGCCUGACGCUCCCGGCCUUCAGCAGCAGCACACGCAGCAGCACACACAGCAGCAUGAGCAGCAGCUCAAGAAGCAGCACGGCCGGCUGUCUCUGCCGGCGAUGGGCUCGAGAAGAACCUCGAGGCUGGGAGAGGGUACUGUCGAGGCUCGAGUGCUCAUUGCUCUGCGGGAUUCAUUGGAGAUGGUCGAGAGCGGUUUGGAGCGGUUGAUGGAUCAGGAGCAGGUUCUGCAGCAGCAGCGGCAGCCGGAGCAAGCUCAGCAGCGGCGGGAGAUGCAAGAGUGGGGGGGCGGAGAGCGGGUGAAGCACUCGCGUGGAGGUGAACGCGGAAGAGCAGCCGCGGAUGCGCGCAGAAGGGCAGCGGCGGAGCUGCAGAUGGCGCUGCGCGUGGUGUGGUCGCAGGGGGAGAGCCAUCACGGCCGAGAGGAAGCGGUGGUGAAGGAACUGCUUCACUUUGUCGCCAGUGUCGCCCAGAUCCUGCCAGGGGCAGACAAUCCUGUUGCAGAAGAAACCCCAGCACGGAACAAUGACAGGCAGUUCUCGGGUCUUCUGGUUGCACCUGUUGCUGCUGCUGCUGCUGCUGCUGCUGCUGCUGCCGCUGGUGUGGCUACCAGUGCUUCAGCUCUUGAUUCCCCUUACACUUUCUCCUCCACUUUUCCUGCUCCUUCUGCAUCUGCUCCUGAUCCUCUAGCUCUCGAGCCUCCCUCUGUUUCUUCUGCCUCUCGCCUGGUCCCGUUGCCUCUGCUGCCACUGCAGCGCCUAGCCCGUCCCGUCCUAAACAGUAGCUUUCGUCUCGUUGAUGCACUUACGGGCGGCAUGGCUCGGCAGGUUUCGUCUGGGUUCUCUGACUUGCUCCGGAAUGUGUGCGGCAAUCCGAACCUGUUUUCCAGGCCUCUGGGUCAGCUUGGGUCGCUGGGCGGCACGGUGCUCGGUUUGGGUGGCGCAGUUGGGGUUACUGUUGGUUUGGCGCUUAUGGCUGCUAAUGCUGCAAACGGGGGGGUUUCUAAUGGGGUGUAUCAGCGGGUAGGGGUGCCUCUGAGGGUGGAAGCAGGGAAAAGAGACUGGGGACGGCAGGUUGAUGCUGAGGAGCAGAAGUAUUGGGUUGAUGAGUACAGUGCGAGGGAGUAUGCAGCUACUGGGUUCGACAGUAACGAGUACAGUCCUGGCAUGGAGGGGAAUAGGGAGUGGGUGGGAGGGGUGAAUCUUCCUAUGGAGGGGGAUGAUGAGAGGGGAGGGGAGGAAGUGAUGGGAUACGCGGAGAUAGUGGGAGGGUUGGUAGCGCCAGUGGUGCACGGGGAAGGUUAUGGAAAAGGGCAUGGGGAAGGUGCCUCUUCUCCCACCGGUGGCUCUUCUUUGAACGCUGCUUCUCCCAGAGGUGGUGGCGCACUUGUGCGUGUGCAUGAGAUUGCAGGGGACUCGCCUCUGCAUGUUGUGAUUGAGUGGGAGGGGGUGGGCGGAGGGGAGUACGAGGGGGAACUGCAAGUGCUGAGGCAGUGGGAAGGCGGGCAGGAGGAUGACUGGGGUGGUGCUCCGUGGGACUGGCUUGCAGAGGAGGAUGAGGGGGAUGGGAUUGCGGGAGGUGAGAUGGAGGAGUGGGAAGGGAGGAGUGAAGGGAUGAGUGAGGGAGUGGUGAUGGGAAUGGGUUGGGAGGCAGAGGAUGAUGAUCUGACGCUUAACCCGACACGAAGCAGGUGCGAGGUUCUCAUUUCGCUCAACGGCAGCACAACGGUCAUUUCGUCCGGCCUGCUCAAGCCCUUCGCGAGCCACAUCAAGGCGGUAGAGGAGCAGCUCAGCAGCGGCUCGCACCUGAUCAAGCUCGACCCGCGUACGCGCGCGCAUUUCCUCAAGCUUCAGAGGCAGAAGCUGCGAGGGGGAUAUGUUCCGCCGGAGGAGGAGGAGGACGGUGCGGAUGUUGACGAGCUGAUCGCGUGGUUCACGAGAACCACCGUGGAGAGGGCGGUGUCGUUCAUCAGCGCGCCGGGGCUCAUCGAGCACGCAGUGGCGAUCGAGAGGGAGCUGCUGCACCUCGAAGAAUCGCUCACCGCCGAUCCUUCUGCCUCUCCCCCCGCCGACUACGGCCAGAACGGCCUCCGGACAGUGGCUGAGAGCAACGGCAACGAGGAGGGGGGCGAGCUUAUCAUGCGCAUCCGCAAGGCGAUGCACAUGCGCCUGGGCAUGCUGCGGCGCGAGCAGAACGUGGCGGUGGCGCGCGCAGCAGCGGGCGGCUUCACUUGCGACAUCCUCUCGUCGCUGCUGCUCUUCGCCGACUGCUUCGACGCCCCGCGACUCAAGCAAGCGUGCGUCCAAUUCUCCACGCUCCUCCGCCGCCGCGAGCUUCAGGCCAACCCGCCGCCCGCCGCCCCCGCCGCUGUGUCCGCAGUCUGGCUCCCCCUCGCCGCGGACGCCGCCACCACCGCCGACCCCGCAGAGGCCGCCGAAGCCGGCGGAGACUCCCCCACUGCGGACGCCGCCGGCGCCGUAGCGGCUGCGGCUGGUGGGCCCUUCGCUAUAGGCACACCCGUUGGUGGUGCCGCCCAUACCGGCCCGUACUCCUUCGUACCGAUGUACACUCCCGGUUCGCCUGGCUACACCCCCGGCUCCCCUUUCCCCUAUGGUCUCGUGGCUCUUACCCCCGGCGCUACAGCCGCCGCCGGCCAGUUCUCCGGCGCUACAGACAUGGCGGGAUUCGGGCGCGGAGGGGGAAACGGCGGAGGCCUGGGGGGAGGACCGCCGGGAGCGGUGAGGAUUGGGGGAAAGCCGGUGUUCGGCGUGCAUCACCACCAUUACCACCGCAUGGGGGGCGGCGGGCGGAAGAACCGCGCGGCUGCCCGCAUCUCCCCCAAGCUCCGCUCGUGGGGAAACAGCGGUGGCGCGGGUGGCGCCGGUGCUGACGAUUUCAUGCUCAUGUCUGGUGUCUCCUCCUCUCCUUCGCCUGAUUACCUCACUGGUGGGGGUGCAGGAGCAGCAGGAGGAGCAGGAGGGGUGUCUGCUUUCGACCGUUCCCGUUCCCUUAACGGGGCGUCUUAUAAUGGGGGGGCGAAUCUGGAAGCGGAAAUGCUGGGCGUGGUGGCAGGUGCAGGUGCGGGGGGAGACUCCUCCGCCCGCGACUUCCUGGGGGAAGAUGCGCUCCGUGGGCCUGUGGACGAAUCUGGACCGUCGAAUCACGAGGAUCUGAUGGCGUGGGAGGCGUCCCUGGGCGACGCGAUGCUGGUGGGAGGAGGGGCGGACGGUUCUUCCUCCUCGUCCUCUUCUCUGUAUGGCGACGAUAUGGAGCUGAGUCUCGCUGCUGAGAGGGCCGCAGGAGCAGCAGCCGGAAGAGGCGUGGGAAGGAAAGUGGGCGCAGGGGGACUGGGAGCAGCACGAGGAGUGGGAGGGGCGGGGAGAGGGCGGGGAGUGGUGGGGAGUGGUGUGGCGGGGCGAGCUGGGAUUGGCGCCCGUGGGCGGAGUAUGUCGUCGUCUAGUGCUGUUGGUGCGGGCGCGGGACGUGGCAGGGGCCGGGCGACGAAUCCGCAGGAGCAAGUUCUGAUGGAGAUGGAGAGGAAGCAGCAGGAGGCUGCUCGCCGCAGGGAGGAGGAGAAGAAGCGGCAGCAGGAGGCUAGGCAGCAGCACCUCAAGCGGGCCUCAGCAGGAGGAGGCCUUGUCCGCUCCACCUCCACCUCAGGCAUCGAGAGGCGUCGCACCACCACUACCACUUCUACUUCUGUUGGUGCUGCUGGUAACCGCACUGCUACUGCCUCGGCUGCGAGAGAGGCAGGUGGGGUGGCUGCUGGGCGGCGGGGAAGCCUGGAGGGCCAGGAGAAGCUGGGGAUGCUGAAUAACGGCAUCCAUAUGAGCAAUGCCUAUGGGUAUACUGCUGCACAUACUACACCCCAUCAGAGCUACACUGCUGCGCCCAUGAUUGCUCAUGGUGGCCCCGGCGCGGCAAGCCCUGCAGCUGUGGGGUUUGGCGAGGGGCUUAGGGAGGCGAGGCUGAAGCAGGAGAGAGAGUAUUUGGACAUGUUGAGGGAGAGGGAGGCUGCGUGGGUUGGAUCAGAGCCAGAUGGGGAGAAGAAAAAGACAUCUGGCUUGAGGAAGCUGUUUGGUGGCUUUGGAAAUUUUUUUCUUAGCGCUUCCGAUCUCAUCUCCACGCUACAACAAGAAAGUGGUAGUUUUUCUACGCCUUUCACCAUGAGUCGACCAAUGGACGAGGAUGAGGCGGAGAAGAAGGAAGAAGAAGAAUUCAGCACAGGACCGUUAUCCGUGCUCACUAUGAGUGUCAAGCAGAAUACCCAGGUAUUGAUUAACUGCAGAAACAACAGGAAAUUGCUUGGAAGAGUGAAGGCCUUCGACCGUCACUGCAACAUGGUUUUGGAGAACGUGAAAGAGAUGUGGACAGAGGUUCCAAAAACUGGGAAGGGGAAGAAGAAAGCUAAGCCAGUGAAUAAAGAUCGAUUCAUCAGUAAAAUGUUUCUGCGGGGAGACUCCGUCAUCAUCGUCCUUCGAAAUCCUAAAUAG
Closterium sp. Yama58-4 is the source of this 4863-nucleotide messenger RNA. Lineage: Eukaryota; Viridiplantae; Streptophyta; Zygnematophyceae; Desmidiales; Closteriaceae. The record is from the annotation of a GenBank genome assembly.